CCAAAAGCGAGUCCCCAUUGGCUAGCGUGUGACCUUUGACUUGUCACGUGGUUUAAAAACUUCAUGAGGAUGGCGCGGAAAGUUGCCGGCUGCAGCACGUCGUGAUUCUCAUUUUUGUUUUUGUUUUAUCUAUUUAUUUUUUUGUUUAUCUGUUUGGUCGACGAUAACACCACCACCAGUCAUGAGUCUGUUGGAAGUGAAGUUUAUCGGUGAUGGAGAUGUCUUGGACCAUAUCGUGGACAAACAGGAGGGUGUUCAGAAGAACAGUGGAGGUGUACAAAAGAUGGUCACGUUUAAGAGACCGACUGGACGACGAGCCACAAUGGAUAAUGGUGAACAUGAUGCAGAUGAAAAUGGUCUCAUCGAUGAGCAGAAUUAUGUACAAGCACUGGGAACAGAUAAUACUGAAGAAGAUGAGGAGGGGAUGUCCAGAGUGGCUGGAUCAUCCAUUUUCACCUUCCAGAAAAACAAACGUGGCCACAGCAUGGCCCAUACCGCGAGUGAAUUGGCCCGGACUCCUGGAAAGACUGUGAGCUUCAGCAAGACCCCAAACACUGAACCGUCCACUCCAACCAGAACAGGACGAAGUCAGAGAGGUGAAAGCCAGACACCACAGAGAAGCAAAAAGGUGCAGUUUGUUUCUACAACACCCCACAGGCUCAGGAAGAGAAUGACAGCCCCAAGCCUCCGGUCAGACAGUGAUAGUGAGCUGUCACCUUCUGACUCUGAAGCGGAAGAGGAGGAUGAAGAGUCAACAGAGCAAGAGCAUAAAGUAAAGAAAGAAGAUAAGGAGAAUGUGAAGGCACCAAGAACACCCAGUAAAAAUUUAUCAGCUGCUCUCUACAAGACUCCAGCCAAGAAAAGCAAGAGCUCUGAGCCUGUACACCAGCCCAGUAUGGUGGAGGAGUAUUUCGAGGCUCAUGGCAGUUCAAAAGUAUUGACAUCAGACCGCACCCUCGAGCGAUUACACACCCCGAAACUUGACAGGGAAACUUUGAUCCGACUUUUAGAGGGAAAACCAUCCUGCUACUCGAAAGAAAUUCAACAGCUCCACAAAAAGUACUGCAAGCAUUUUAACAAGUGGAUGCUGCAGUUAAAGUUGGGUUUCAGUGUUCUGGUCUACGGAUUAGGCAGCAAAAAGGCUCUGUUGGAGGAGUUCCGUGUCUCUCACUUGUCCCAAGAAAUCCAUCUUGUAGUCAAUGGAUUCUUCCCUUCAAUCACCCUUAAGUCAAUUCUAAAUGCCCUGACAUGUGAGGUUUUCGAUCAUCAGGGAAGUUUCCGAACUCCUGCAGAUCAGAUCCAGUUCAUCUCUAAGACCCUUAAAGAUAGCCCAGAUCUCAACGUGUAUCUAAUUAUCCAUAAUAUUGAUGGGCCAAUGCUGCGAGGAGAGAAGACCCAGUGUGCACUGGGGCAGCUUGCGUCCCUGCCCAACCUGCACUUGGUGGCUUCUAUCGAUCAUAUAAACGCACCCCUGGUGUGGGACCAGUUUAAGCAGAGCCAGUUUAACUGGCUGUGGUGGGAGUGUGUGACAUUCCAACAUUAUGCAGAGGAGACAUCGUAUGAAAACUCUCUCCUGGUGCAGCAGACUGGGGCUCUGGCUCUGUCUUCUCUUACGCAUGUGCUGAGAAGUUUGACACCAAAUGCCAGAGGAAUCUUCAAACUGCUGGUGAAAUUUCAGCUGGAGAACAAGGACAAUCCUUCAUAUACAGGACUGUCAUUCCAAGACUUCUACCAGCGUUGUCGAGAGGCGUUCUUGGUGAACUCUGACCUCACUCUGAGGACUCAGCUGACUGAGUUCAGAGAUCACAAACUCAUACGGACACGCAAGGGUGCAGAUGGAGUGGAAUAUCUGAUCGUCCCUGUGGAAGCGAACACAUUAGUGGAUUUCCUGGAGAACGAGGAGGGUGACUAAGAAGAAGAAGCUGCACACUUUUGUCACAUAAACCAUGGACCGGCUUUCUCUGUAUAGUGUAUUUUAGUCACUGAGAAAUGGGCAGAAUACGUGUGAAAAAUAUGACCUGACACAGUUUAAAUGAAUAAAUAAAUAAAUGAAAUUAAAUAACUGAUGAACUGGUUCAGCUGCAAGCUCACUUUCAAACCAUUUUGUGGAUGAAUGUAUUUUUUCCCGGCCAUCUGUGUAAUUAAAAUGACCAUUCAAAAAUAAAGUAUUGCAGUUUUUACCUCUUUAAUUAUAGAAAUAGAUUAACAUGUAGCAAAACAUACAUUCUGUUGUUCUUACAAGGCAGGGAGGGUUGCACGUACAAAGCUGUUUCCGUAAACUGUUGAGACACUGUAAAAAUGAAAACCAUGAUCUGCAAAUAAUUUGGACCCUGUAUUGAAAUAUUUUUAACUAUAACAUGACGAAACUUGAAAAAUACAUGCUUGUGUUGCUGGUAUUGUAUUCUAAAUAAGCAUGUAUUUAUUGCAAAAUUUCUCAGAUUCAGCAUUUGACUUGUUCAUGCACUGUUGUCAAAUAAAUCAACAUAAUUGCAUUUUCUUGAUCAUUGCUUUUAGACACAGGGUUGUAUU
Messenger RNA from Sphaeramia orbicularis (orbiculate cardinalfish), 2529 nucleotides. It is a transcript of the gene orc2, whose product is annotated as origin recognition complex, subunit 2. Gene Ontology annotation, molecular function: DNA replication origin binding. The transcript is spliced from 16 exons. Lineage: Eukaryota; Metazoa; Chordata; Actinopteri; Kurtiformes; Apogonidae. The record is from RefSeq and is a predicted model, not a curated record. Gene Ontology annotation, biological process: DNA replication. Gene Ontology annotation, cellular component: nuclear origin of replication recognition complex; nucleus. The coding region runs from base 182 to 1912 and encodes 576 amino acids.